AAAUCGGAGUGAUCUGCUUGUUAUUUCUGUGAACUAUACCGAUGUGUAUUUUGAACGAAUUUCAGUUUCCCCGCGUUACAUAUGAUAAUAAUUAAGCUGUGGAAACGGAGCGUUAAUGAAUAUAAACAGCGUUCAAGGUCCCGAUCUUACUGGAUUGCUUGAAAAAUCGUUCCUCCCAGAAAAGAGAAAAAGUGUUCCUGUUUAGACGGUCGGAACAGGAAAUUGUAUAAUUAUGUUAAAGACAUAUUUUGUUAGUUCGUUCGAAUCCAUUCAAGUCGUUCCUUUCAAGCUGAUAUCCUGCGGGUAUCGAUUUGGAUGCGAUUCUAUGCUUGUGACGUACCUUUCCAGUUUGACUGAGGAAGAGAAGGAAUGCAACAGCAAGAACAUGGGUGAGCUCUAUCAUUAUGGCAAUAUUUCUAUUCUUUGGGCCUGUAAUUGGCGUCGUCGUUAACCGUUUUGGAUGUCGUGUGGCCAGGAUCAUAGGUUGCCUGUCCUGUGCUGUCGGUCUUGGCUUGGGCUCCCUGGCUCCGAACAUCAUUAUUUUAUAUGUAGCCUUUUGUAUACUCUUCGGCUUUGGUACGUCAUUCAUUUACCUUUCCUCGCCAUUGAUUAUGACCCACUACUUUAAUAAGAGAAGAUCCGUGGCUCUUGGAAUUGUGACAGCCGGUCAAGGUCUGGGAACUAUGAUAUGUGGUCCCGUUUUACAGGUGAUGGCUGCCAUGUCCAACUGGAGGAAGACUUUUCUCAUGUUCGCGGGUAUUUUGGCUCUCUCGUCCUUGACGGGCUGCUUUCUGAAACACGAUAGCUCCAGAUCCACAGCUUCGUCGACCCAAGGCGAGAAAAAUUCAAAGAAGUUUGGUUGGAAUAUAGCUGUUUGUAAGAACCCCAAAUUUUUGGUUUUACUGGUUAUGAGUACAUUUUUCAACUUUGUUCGGAUGAUUCCUUACGUACACUUGAUAAAACACUGCGACGAUCUUGGCAUUCCAGCAGAUAAGAGUUCCACACUUUUCACUAUUAUUGGAAUAUUUGCCGCCAUUGGUCGUUUGUGCGCUGGCUGCCUUUGCGACCUCAAAUAUGUCAACUCACGCCUCCUCUUCCAGGCAAGCGUGUUAUUGAGUAGCGCCUCGAUCAUGCUUCUAACAGUGCCAAAGACUUACACCCCACUGGCUGCAGUAGUCAUAAUAUUCAGCCUAGGGGACGGACUGGUGGUGUCAACAUUCGUUAUCGAGCUGUUCAAGUCUGUAAAGGAGUCAGAAAGAGCACUUUGCCUUGGAUUUUGCAUGAUGGCAGGUGGGGCCCUAAUCUUCUGCGGCCCGCCUUUAGCUGGUCUUAUGGCAGACAGAUUUGGAAACUACAUAGCUGCAUUUCUCGUGGCGGGAGGUGUUGGGGUUGUCAGCUCUCCCAUCCCUUUUCUCAUUCCGUGUUUCGAGCCGCAAAAUAACGGCGGAGAUCCCGUGGAACAUCUUGAAGAAUUGAUGGACAAGGAUAUAUGUGUUUCUCCACCAAACUACAAAUCUACAAAUGGUGAUAUUCCCAGAACAGUUUAUCCUAAAGAGUCAGUAGAGUCGUUGAAUGCAAAAAGGACGUCUAUGGUGCGCCCCGCGUCUAACAGGCCUGUAUCGUUUAUGUGGGCCAUGGAAAGUCCUUAUAAUUUUUAACAAAGUAUUCUAUUCCAACUAUACUAACAGAGUAGAGCGCUUUUCCAUUGAGUGUCGUUGAACCAUAAUCAAAGUAAUUACAACAGCCAAUCAGGAGAAAGGAAAAUACCUUGAAGAGCCAAUGAGAACUCAAAAUAAAAACUAAAGCGCGGGAAAACGCGGUUGGUGGCAACGUUUAUAUCAAUUACUCCCGCUUCGCUCUUUGAUUGGUUUGUUUACUACUAGUUGAUUUAGUUAAGUAGACUGUCUUGUAAAGUUAAUUUCAGAUCGAAGAAAAAUCGGUUAUACGAUUGCAAGUAUUCUUCGGUAAUGGGCCGUCUUGGUUUUCACGCGGAACACAAGUUCUACCUUAUAUUAUUAUAUAGGGAGAAGUUCCAUAUUAAUCAGUUGUUAGAGUUAUAGGGUUAAAUGAUGGGUCAAGUGUUUGAAAAUGGAAUCUUUAUUUUCUUAUAACCAGAUAUAAAUUAUACAGAAAGACAAAUUAAUGUAACUUAUUUUUCACUGGAGAAUCGCAGUUUUUAAGUUUUUUAAUUUAUAAAAUAUGAAUAAAAGAAUACACACGCAA
Molecule: messenger RNA, 2223 nt
Organism: Pocillopora damicornis (cauliflower coral)
Lineage: Eukaryota; Metazoa; Cnidaria; Anthozoa; Scleractinia; Pocilloporidae
Product: monocarboxylate transporter 13
Biological process (GO): transmembrane transport
Molecular function (GO): transmembrane transporter activity
Source: RefSeq, a predicted model, not a curated record